This is a messenger RNA of Hemibagrus wyckioides, 2524 nucleotides long. RefSeq names its product kelch-like family member 41a (gene klhl41a). The coding region runs from base 519 to 2309 and encodes 596 amino acids. The transcript has 6 exons. The record is from RefSeq and is a predicted model, not a curated record. Lineage: Eukaryota; Metazoa; Chordata; Actinopteri; Siluriformes; Bagridae. Gene Ontology annotation, molecular function: protein binding.
ACACUAAGUAAGGUCAGCUCGUAGGAAACACACUCACUAUGUAAAUAGAAACCUGGACACAGAAAAGGCGCCUGAAUGAGUCAGCACCAAGAAAAGCUGAUGGGGAAACUAGUGCCAUUAAUCAUUAUUACAUUAUUUGAGAUCAUUACACACAAAUAAGUUUGCCCAAAAAAUCAGUCAAAACUCAUGAUUGACAUAAUCAUGAGAACAAUAGAUUUUGUGGACAUUUACUCUUCCUCACAUGAGAAUGCAAGUAGCCCAGACAUAAUUGCUAUGCUCACCGUUCACAGUUGUUUCUUUCCGUCUUCGACAGCUGCCAAAUGUGACCGUUUUUCUAAUCUGGCCAACCUGAAUUCUUUCUGUCUGUGAUGGGAGCUAAAUAUAGAGAGGCAGAGUUAAACUCAGCACCAGCUUCUGUCUUUGCUCUGCGUCAACUCCUCCUAUUACUACUAAGAUAGCGAGAGAAGUGGAAGCAUUACAAUCCCAACAUCUUCCCUGAUCCACACACACUCACCGAGAUGGAACCGAUGAGCAUGAAAGAUGACCUGAAGCUCUAUCAGAGCACCCUGCUCCAAGAUGGCCUGAAAGACCUUCUGAAGGAGAACAAGUUUAUUGACUGCAUUCUGAAAGUAGGGGACAGAAGCCUGCCAUGUCACAAACUUAUCAUGGCAGCAUGUAGCCCUUACUUUAGAGAGGUUUACUUCUCUGAAGAUGGCAAAGAGAAGAGCAGCCCAGGCAAAGAGGUCGUGCUAGAAAAUGUGGAUCCAUCCAUUAUGGACAUGAUCGUGAAUUAUCUCUAUUCGGCAGAAAUAGAUAUUACAGAUGAGAACGUGCAGGACGUUCUAGCAGUAGCCAACCGUUUUCAGAUUCCGUCCGUGUUCACGGUGUGUGUAAACUUCCUGCAGAAGCAACUGUCUCUAGGAAGCUGUCUGGCAAUCUUCCGACUGGGGUUAAUGAUAAAUUGUCCAAGGCUGGCCAUGGCAGCAAGAGACUACAUCGCUGAACGAUUCGAGAUUCUUAACAAGGAGCAAGAUUUUCUUGAGUUCAACCCUCCGGAACUGUUCGCCAUCAUAGGAAGUGAUGCCCUCAACGUGGAGAAAGAGGAACUGGUGUUUGAGCUGCUAAUGAAGUGGAUCAGGAAGGACAAAGAGAACCGUGCAAAGCAUUUAGGUGAUGCCUUUGAGCACAUUCGUUUCCGACUGCUUCCGGAAAAGUAUUUCAAGGAAAAGGUGGAAAAGGAUGACAUUAUCAAAGCUGAUCCUGAGCUCGUGAAGAAGCUUAAGAUCGUCAAAGAGGCCUUUGCUGGAAAACUUCCAGCAAAGGUAGGAGGAAAAGAGGACGGAGAGAGCAAAAUGCCUGGAUAUUUGAAUGACACCCGAAGGCUUGGCAUGUAUGCCAAGGACCAUAUCCUGAUGAUUAAUGAAACGGCAGCGGUGGCUUACGACCCUGUAGAGAACGAAUGCUCACUGGCAGCAAUGGCUGAGCAGAUACCUCGAAAUCACGCCAGCAUUGUUACUAAGAAAAAUCAGCUUUUUGUUGUUGGUGGACUGUUUGUGGAUGACGAAAAUAAAGACUCACCAUUACAGUGCUACUGCUUUCAGCUGGAUCCUGUUAGUGCAGACUGGAUUGCUAUACCUCCUAUGCCUUCUCCCCGCUGUCUAUUUGCUCUGGGAGAAUUUGAGAAUCUCAUAUUUGCUGUUGCUGGCAAAGAUUUACAGACCAAUGAGUCUCUUGACUCAGUAAUGUGUUAUGACACUAACAAGAUGAAAUGGAGCGAGACGAAGAAGCUUCCACUGAAGCUACAUGGGCACUGUGUGAUCUCAGGAAACGGCCUGGUCUACUGUAUAGGAGGGAAGACAGACGACAACAAAACCAUCAACAAAAUGUUUGCAUAUAAUCAUAAGAAGUCUGAAUGGAAGGAGCUAGCUGCGAUGAAAACACCACGGUCCAUGUUUGGGGCAGUUGUCCAUAAAGGAAAAAUCAUUGUGGUUGGCGGAGUCAAUGAAAACAAUCUCUUAGCAUCGUGUGAAGCUUAUGACUUUGGAACCAACAAGUGGGAAGCCUUCCCUGAGUUUGCGCAGGAGAGGAGCUCAGUAAAUGUUGUGAGUAUUGAUGGUGAGCUUUAUGCAGUCGGGGGCUUUACCAUGGUAGAGCAAGAUAAAGAGUGUGUUCCCUCAGAGAUCAGAGAUAUUUGGCAGUAUGAAGAGGACAAGAAGCAGUGGUCUGGAAUUUUACGAGAGAUGCGCUAUGCAGCUGGUGCUUCCUGCGUUUCCAUGCGUCUAAAUGCUGCAAAAAUGCCCAAACUGUAAAAAUGGCCUAGGUCUCUGCCAAGGGACGGUUUAUUUUUAGUCUAACUUGAUGAUUCCAGUUAAAAGAAGAUAUAAUUCAGUAAGGCAUGAGCAUGAAACAACUGAGUUUUGAAUAAUUUCAUGACGCUGUUCAAUAAAUACUUAUACACGACUGAUGUUUUUGUUUUUAAAGUUUGAGGUCAAAAUCAUGUAUUUGUUUAAGAUUGCAAAAUGAA